Molecule: messenger RNA, 977 nt
Organism: Glycine soja
Lineage: Eukaryota; Viridiplantae; Streptophyta; Magnoliopsida; Fabales; Fabaceae
Product: 14 kDa proline-rich protein DC2.15-like
Exons: 1
Coding region: 203-583 (126 amino acids)
Source: RefSeq, a predicted model, not a curated record
ACCUAUUAUUUCAGAAGCAUACAAAAACAUCCAACUGUAACAUUAUCACCCUCUCUUCCACUCAAUCAGAUUUGCACAUGAUCGAGCCUCACAAUUUGCCUUUAAAUUGGUCCACACCCCCAUUGUCCUUCCCCAUUGUGAUUCAUUAGCACAUUUGCAAAGUGUUAUUUUUCUUUUUUUCUCAUUUGCACUGCAAAUUGCAAUGGCUUCCAACAAGGUUAUUGCCACCAUCAUGGUGCUUUCUCUCCUUGCCUACUCAACAUCAUUCACCAAUGCAUGUGGCACAUGCCACCCAAAACCUACCCCUUCUCCUCCUCCUCCAUCAGGAAAGUGCCCUAAGGACACAUUGAAGCUAGGGGUGUGUGCAGAUAUUCUAGGUCUUGUUACUGUUGUUGUUGGCUCCCCUGUCUCCAGCAAGUGUUGUGCAUUGCUUGAAGGUUUGGCUGAUUUGGAGGCUGCACUUUGCCUUUGCACUGCUAUUAAGGCCAAUGUUCUUGGAAUCAACUUGAAUGUGCCUAUCACACUCAGUGUGCUACUCAGUGCUUGCCAAAAAACUGUUCCUUCUGGUUUCCAAUGUGCAUAGGCUUCCAUCAUGUUAGGUUCAUUCCAUCACUUGUGUCCUCAAAUUAUUUUGUUUUAGUUCUUCUUUGUUCUAUGUGUGACAUGUUUCAUUUUAAUAAUAAGGUAAACAUAUGUUUGCCUUAGUUAGUAGUAACAUUUUCUCUUUUCUAGUAAAUUUGGGGAACUUAGAUUAUUAUUAUUGUGAUUUUUACUUUUGGGGUAUAUUGGAGGUGGAAGGAGUUGAGUAGAGAAAGAGAGUAAGUUCCUUAGGGGAUGAUUAAACCUCUGAUAUCACAGUUAAACCAAACCUUAAAGACCAAAGUUAGUCGACAAAAUUGUAUGCAGAAUUUAAUGUACUUUACAAUCAAGUGUGUGUAUUAUCAAUUUAUGUUAAGCAUUGUCUAUUAUUUUUUUUA